Molecule: messenger RNA, 1689 nt
Organism: Talaromyces amestolkiae
Lineage: Eukaryota; Fungi; Ascomycota; Eurotiomycetes; Eurotiales; Trichocomaceae
Exons: 2
Coding region: 1-1689 (562 amino acids)
Molecular function (GO): phosphoprotein phosphatase activity
Source: RefSeq, a predicted model, not a curated record
AUGCUUGUUCGUUCCGUUCUGCCGCUCGCCAGGGCUCGCCCAGUGCCUUCCACCCUCCGUUCAUCCCUCACGGCAUCUUCAUAUCCACGAUGGUACGCACAGAACAAUAAACCGAAAACACCGUACGUUCUCCCCAACCAAAAGGCGAGUUCGUCACAGUCGAAGCCUUCUCAGCAGAGGAAUACAUCAGCCAAGAAUCAAUCGGCGCAGCCGAAGUCGAAACCAGUUGUUGUUGGCGCUUCUUCAGGAGCAAAAGCAGCAGCGAGCGCCUCAACUGGUACCGCUAAGACUACGUCUGCGAAGUCUACAUCUGAGAAACCCUCGUCUGAACCUGAUGUGUCACCCGAACAGCCCGAAUUCGAGACAGUAGCCCAGGCCGAGGAACCGGCUCAGGCCCAAAAACCGCAGAAACCUCUUCCGGAUUUGACACAAGGUAUCCCAUCUACGCUGGGAGCAGAACUUGAUGCAGCGCGCAAAGGACGCAAAACGACUUCUCUAAAUCUGACUGAGGAUCCUUCCAAGCAUGACUACGAAGACUACGAAGAUGAAGGCGCUAGUGGCAGCCGAUCAAAGGAGGCGUACGAGUCUUCGCUGGACCGUCGCCGAGCUCGCGUCGCUAAUGUGAUGUAUGGUAUCCUUCUCGGUGGUCUCCUCGGUGGAACAGUCUAUAUGGGUCGAAAUUGGGAUUCGGAGGAAGAAGCUCGAGCUCACAAAGAUGCUCCAUCUGGAUGGGGUGUUGGACUCUUCUGGGACCGAAUCAAGGCUCGUAUGAACAGCUUCACUAGCUAUUACAGAGACCCUGCCUUUGAUAAGCUGCUGCCUGAAGAAGAUCCCUCAUUGAGACAGCCGUAUACAUUGGUACUCAGUUUAGAAGACCUUUUGGUUCACAGCGAGUGGACGAGAGAGCACGGCUGGCGUGUGGCCAAGCGACCUGGUGUCGACUAUUUCCUGCGCUAUCUGAACCAGUACUAUGAGCUUGUUUUGUUCACCAGUGUUCCAAGUAUGAUGGCAGACCAGGUCUUGCGAAAGCUCGAUCCUUUCCGCAUCAUCAGAUGGCCUUUGUUCCGCGAAGCCACCAAGUACAAGGAUGGAGAAUACGUCAAGGAUCUGUCUUACUUGAAUCGUGACCUCUCCAAAGUCAUCCUCAUCGAUACCGUACCCGGUCACGCUCGUGAACAGCCCGAAAACGCCAUCAUCCUACCCAAGUGGAAAGGCGACCCUCAGGACAAAUCCCUCGUCGCUUUGAUCCCCUUCCUUGAAUAUGUAGCAGGCAUGAACGUCGAGGACGUCCGUCCCGUCAUCAAAUCAUUCGAGGGCACAUACAUACCCGCCGAAUUCGCCGCACGCGAGAAGGUGAUGCGCGAAAAAUUCCAGAAACAACUGGAAGAAGAACAAAAGGGCCGCCCCCGCCGCGGUGUCGGCAACCUUGCCGGUCUUCUCGGCUUGAAGCCACAGAGCAGUAUCGACGGCCAAGGCCCCUCCGAAGAGAAGAUGCUCUGGGACCAGAUCCGUGAACGCGGUCAGAAGAAUUAUGAGAUGAUGGAGCAAGAAAUUCGUGAGAACGGAGAGACAUGGCUCAAGAUGAUGGCUGAAGAAGAAGAGAAGGCACGGCAAGAGCAGAUGAAGAGCAUGAAGGGAAGUUUGACCGGCUUCUUUGGUGCUGCCGGAGAGGAAGUUCAGAAGAAAUAG